Amaranthus tricolor (Joseph's coat) is the source of this 1739-nucleotide messenger RNA. Its product is annotated as tRNA-uridine aminocarboxypropyltransferase A. Bases 178 to 1002 code for a protein of 274 amino acids. The record is from RefSeq and is a predicted model, not a curated record. NCBI's taxonomy places the organism in Eukaryota, Viridiplantae, Streptophyta, Magnoliopsida, Caryophyllales, Amaranthaceae. The transcript has 2 exons.
UUGCCAUCCCUAAUUUCACCGUAAGACAUUAUUUAUACAUGAGUUGAAUAGUCCAAUCCAUUCAUUAUUCGCAAAUGAAAUUUUUUAUUUUGAAUUGUAUUACCUAGAUACGAUCCUCCUCUAGGGAGUUUGACCUGAUAAAAAGUCAGACGAUUGAUUAUUGAACUCAACUAAGUAAUGGAGGAAAUAGGAGAAGAAACCCAACUCCUUCUAAUAGGCACCGCCAUACCCAGCACCACCACCAUCGACAGCCGCCGGAGAAUAUGCAGUGCUGGUUGCGAUCGUCCGGUGAAUGUUUGUUUGUGCGACAAAAUGCCAAGGCAGCCAAUUUCAACCACAACCCAACUUGUAAUUUUGCAACAUCCUCACGAGCUCCGGCAAAAGCUUGCUACUGUUCCACUUCUGAAAAAAUGUCUCAUGAAUUGCGAAAUUAUUGUCGGUCGGAAACUUCGAGAAGGAUCUAGUCCCCUUCUUGAUUCUCUUUACCAUGAAUUUAAUGAUUCAGUUCAACCCACCAAAUCUCGUCGUGCCUUCUUUCUUUUCCCAGGUACUGAAUUGGUGCCUUCAAUGGAUAUCAGUGAGUUGAAAUCAUCAUCGAACAGUGCGUGCGUAGGUGGACUAGUUUUGAUUGUAUUUGAUGGCACUUGGAAGCAUGCUAAGGAAAUGAUGUAUGCAAGUUUCCCAUUUUUGUCAAAAUUUGCAACUUGCAUAUGUUUUGCGUGUGAUCCUGAGGUUGGUGGUGGGACCAUCUAUGAUUCCGAUCUCACUCUGAAGAAGGAACCCUAUAAAGGAUGUAUGAGUACCAUUGAAGCUGUUGCUCGAGCUCUGAGAGUUCUGGAGCCUUUUGGGGUUGAAAUUGAAGCACAGCUGGUAGAGGUUUUGAAGUCAAUGGUACGUCUACAAUCAUGCUACUUAAAGCCUAUGGUGCCGCGGCCAAAGUUAUUAAAGAAGCGUAUGGAGCAGAAGAAAAAUAUUAGCAGGUCAAUGAAUAUUGAUUACUAGGCAAAAAUUAAGAUUCUGGUUGUACUUAGAAAGUACUUCUUUAGAAUACACUUGAUAAGCUCUUAUUUGUGCUGGAUACUUGCAGACAAUGACAUUUAAGUAAGAUAUCAAAUGAACAAAAUAUAUCAAUGGUACGAUGUAGGAAAUUACAAAUUAAUAUUGUUAGAUAGAAAGUUGAUUUUUGUAAUUGUAGUAUAUUAUGAUAGAAAGGUUAGAGACUCUACUAGAUAUUUGAUGAAGCACUUAAUUAGUUUCUUAUUUCUUUCAUUGUAUUACACAGGUAACCAACUAUUUAUAGCCUACUCUAUGUCGGUGUACAAGCAUUCCCCAAUGUCAAUGGGGGUAUUUAGCAAACAGCUGAUAGCUGAUUAGAGCAGUUGAUUUGACUAGCUGAUUAGUUAGGAGUUUUGUAAAAAUUUAGCUGAUAGCUAAAACCUGAUUUAUGUAAAUAAGGACAUGAUAAAUUUAUUGUUAAGGUUAUAAAUUACUAUUUGUUUAUAGUAUUUUUAAGUUAAUACUAAUUGACAAUAUAUUAAUAAGCUUAUAAAAGUAUAAUUAUAAAUUACAUUCUUAGUUAAAAUUAUGUUAUAGUCAAUAGACCUAACUCAAAGCACUCUUAGCUAAAAAUCAUGAUUAGUAUAUAUAACAAGAAGAAAAAAAGAAGAAGCUGGUAUGGUAUAAGCCAAGAGAUGAGAGAGAUGUUAGCUAUACUGGAUAUGGGUUAUGAGAAGUGUAAA